Molecule: messenger RNA, 4257 nt
Organism: Anolis carolinensis (green anole)
Lineage: Eukaryota; Metazoa; Chordata; Lepidosauria; Squamata; Anolidae
Product: B-cell receptor CD22
Exons: 14
Coding region: 79-2811 (910 amino acids)
Biological process (GO): regulation of B cell proliferation; negative regulation of B cell receptor signaling pathway; B cell activation
Cellular component (GO): plasma membrane; extracellular exosome; external side of plasma membrane
Molecular function (GO): sialic acid binding; protein phosphatase binding; CD4 receptor binding
Source: RefSeq, a predicted model, not a curated record
GCCAAUAAUCCCCCAUCGUCCUGUUCUUCACAUAUUCUGCGCUUUAAAAAGGGAACUGCUGUCUGAUACUUUCAUUUAAUGAGACACCAACUCAGAGAUUUCUUCAUCUUCAGAUUGAUAGCAAGUCGGUUUCCUGAAUUCUGGCAUAUAAAGGUUUGGCUCUUGCUUGGAUGUACAAUGUGGUGCUUGCUUUGGAUGUUCUUCUUUAAGGGUGUUAUAUGUGAUGAUAAUCCACUAAACAUCAGUCCCAGUUUCCUGACGGCCUGGAAGGGAUCCUGUGUGCUGAUUCCAUGCCAGAUCAAGUUAGGACAUCCUAUCCCUAAACUCAACAACAUCUCUCUGAUUUGGUGGUACAAGCCUGUUUGGUAUCUUAGCCCGAAAGAUUAUAAUGGUGUCAUGUUGUACAAUGGCUCUACAACUUCAAUAAAUCAUACAAGCCCAGCAAGUCCCCCUUUUCAAGAUCGGGUGAGGUUCACUGGAGAUUUACACAAUGGAAACUGUAGUUUGAAGAUUUCUCAACUCCAGGAAAGUGAUACUGCUAUGUUUGGAGUAAGACUUUAUGUCUUUGCGCAAUAUCGAUCUACCAUGAAGUGGUUUCUCAACACUACUAUUACUGUUUCUGACUCGCCUCCAAAACCCAAAAUAACAUUUAGCCGCCAGCAAAUCCAAGAAAAAGAGAAAACUUAUGUGACUUGUUCUGUUUCCUACCAUUGUCCUGAUGAACCAGUAAUGGUGAUUCUCACUGGUUUGGAAGAGGGGCGCAUGAUUCCCCAAAAAGCUAUUGAAAGGAAAAGAGUGGCCCAAACAUAUCUGAGUUUCAUGCCAACUUGGAAGGAUCACAGAAAGCAGCUGACAUGUCUGCUAAAAAGCCAUAAUGGGACAGAAAUUUCCCGGGAUGCUGUGGAACUGGAUGUGAAGUAUGCUCCUCGGGGAGUUCAAUUGACUGCUACACCUGGCAUCACAGUCACAGAAGGGAUGAAGCUAUCUCUCAAGUGCUUAGUCAAUAGCAGCAACCCAGCUGCGUCUUACCAAUGGAAGAAGAAUAAUGGCAUCAUCUACUAUACUGAAGAUAAAAUAGAAUUUCAUUCUGUACAAGAGGAACAUUCUGGUCGCUAUAAAUGUAUAGCUGAAAAUCAAUUUGGAACGGUUGACUCAAAUGAACUUAAUAUAGAUGUUCAAUAUCCACCUAAAGAAACCAAAGUUCAAUGUCCAUCAUGUGGAAACAUCAGGGAGAAGAACCCAGUGGUCUUACAGUGCUCUUCGAAAGGCAAUCCUUCCAUCCGUCGCUAUGAAUGGUUCAAACAUAGUGAACAAUCUAAAAUCAGCAUGCAGAAGGAGCUGCGUUUUAAGGCAGUCCAGCCCAGCGAUUCCAACACUUAUUUUUGCAAAGCCUACAAUGGCAUUGGAAAUUCGACAUCUCUUCCUUUCACGCUGGAUGUUCAGUAUGGCCCCAAGGACGUCCAGAUUGACAUUUUAAAUCUCUUUCCCAUAAAAGAAGAAGAUAUUAUCACAUUUAACUGCUCCGUGGGCAGCAGUAACCCCAAAACAAACACAUACAAGUUGCUUAACUCAAGAGAUGUGCCUGUGAAGUCAACGACUGAGUCAAACUUAAUAACCUUCCCUGCAAAACCUGGACCUAUCACUUCUUACAAAUGUGAAGCAUGCAAUGAUAUUGCCUGUACUCAAUCUCCAGAAAUCACUGUGGAUGUACACUUUGCCCCCAAGGAGGUAAGAGCUGUACGGCAGCCAUCAGGACUGAUUGACGAAGGCGCCAUUGUGAAGCUGAGUUGUGAAGUGGGAAGAGCAAAUCCUGAGGAACUUACCUAUAUAUGGUACAAAGAUACAGAUCAGGUGCUCUCUGAAACACCCAUACUGACCAUCCAGAAAGUGACUUCAAGAGCUUCUGGCAAUUAUCACUGCAAAGCCAAAAACAGUGUGGGCAUAGUAUCUUCCUCAGCUGUUUUGCUGGAUGUCCGUUAUGGGCCCAAAGACAUCCACGUGUCCCUGAAUCUUCAGGAAGCUGUCAUUGAGGGAAAAGAUGCUUUGCUGCAGUGUAAAAACACUGCCAAUCCUUCAGCAAAUGUUUAUAAGUGGUACUGGAAUGGAGAAGAGAUGGCUCAGAAGAAUACUCCGGUCCUUGAACUCCGAAAAGUCCAGGUUGGGCAGUCAGGAGAUUAUUCUUGCAAAGUGUCAAAUCAAGUGGCAGAGGGGCAGUCACAGCCUAUGGCCCUCAUUGUAUACUAUAGCAGAGCUACAGUGCUGAAACGUUCCUUGAUUGGUUUGGGCACAGUUCUUGCCUUACUUGCCUUACUGGGAUUGCUGGCCUACGUUCUGUGGAGAAGGAAGAAAAAUAUUGAUUCAGAUACUGGUGGAACACAGAGAUCUGGUUCAUUUUUUGUAAAGAAGACCAAGGGAGAAAGGUUGUGCAAUAAUAACAACAGAGAGAAUGAAGUGAGAGCAGAUGGCUCCGUUGGAUUCCUGAACCAGGGUUCGGAAGGUUCCGUUACUUAUGCGACUGUCCAGUUCCGUUCCAACCUGUCUGAGGAUCGUGUGGUUUAUUCCAGUAUCAAUCAACCCAAACCGGCUGUUGAUCCCUCAGAUACAAGUGACAUCUACAGUGUGGUAAAGAAACCUGGAAACACCACAACGGGAGACACCAAGCAUGACUAUGAGAAUGUGGACAAGAUGGAAGAGGAACUACACUACUCUUCCUUGGUGAACCUGGCUCCACGACCUGGUCCUACCUAUGGAGACUCAGAGACAGAGUCUGAAUCAGAGGACAGCAUUCAGUACGCUUCACUGAAGCACUGAACUUCUUGACAGUUAUGGGUCCCAGAUAUGUUCUUUCCACAAGAAGGAUUAUCAGUGGGUUAGAGUUCAUUUUCGCUUCAAGUGUGCCUUCAAGUCAUUUCUGACUUAUGGAGACCUUAAGGGGUUUUCUGGGCUUGAGAGUGUUCGACACACCCAAAGGCACCCAUCUUACAUUGUGGCUUUUGCAACUCAGAAAAGUUUGAGAGAGAGAAAGAAGAUAUGACUGUAUCCAGAGACAAGCAAGGUUGGGCCUAAGAUAUCUGCUGUCCUAUCAUGGUCAGUGGAGGAGAUGUGGCUCCUGGGAAUGUUGAAUUUACUGAAGAGUGUCAGGAUCCAAUGGGAAAGAUCUAUCUUCCUUAUCCAAUCCAAUGAGAAACAUCUACUGAUGCCUUCAUUCUACUCAACAAGCAAAUCUAUUCUGUAGGAACAUUAGAAACUAAUGUGAUAUCCAUUAGAUGCCCAUUUAUACCAAUUUGAUUUAUGUUGACCAGGAGGAACUCUUCAGGCCAAAGAGCUUUUGUGAUCAUGUAAUGAUCUGAACAAGCCACGAGUUGGGCUGGGAUCUUCUUCCAGUACUGUGUAUGCUUCUACACACCUUACAAAUACCUUCAGUUUAGCUACUCCUAGACUGUAUCCAACAUGCCUGGAGAAGCUAAGAUACCACCUCAGAAACCUCUCUUUGUUUCUGAGAUCAAAGAGGUAUUUUGCCAUAAGGAUGCAUUGUUUCCUUGUAGAAACACAGGCACUUAUACUAUCCAGUUCAGCAUGUGUUUGUAACAGGGGUGACCAACUUUGCAAAGGGAGGUUAAUUUGCUCCUUUUCAGUUCCUUCAAGGGCAGUUGUUUCCUCCAAACUCACCCAACAAUGGCAUGUUGCUCCCAAGAAAUUCUCAACCCAUUUUACUUUUGGGUUGAAAGCGGUACCCCACCCUUGACAUACACUGUACUCAUCUUUUAAGCUUUUGUAUGAGCACAAUCAUAUUCUCCAAAGCUCUGAACAGCUCUUCCUGCUAUUCCUUCUAAUGCAGUUCCAUUGAGCAUGCCAAACUUUGACCUGUAAAUCAGAUUCUCUCCAACUGACAUGUUCCCCUUAAGCUAGGUUUGUAGUGCUAUGAGCCCUGGUUUUUCAAAAGCCAAUAAAACAUCUGGUUCUAAAUAUAAUUAUUCCAUGUUCGUAUUUUCUCUGUAUUACAGUGUAAUCGUUCUGACAUCAUGACUAUUCACAGUGUUUGCUUUCAACUCCAGCUACAGUAUUGAUUGAACAAACAGUAAUAUCCCAUGUUUUGCAAAACAUGCCCUCAGCCUUCUUCAUAGUAACCAAAUGCAUAUUCUUUGUCUCAUUUAGCAGAAAUGGUAAUGAUUUGAAAGGCAACUUUGCUGUAUGUAUUUACUAUAUAUCACAUAUUUUUCUUCUGAUACUUCUAAUAAACAUGUUUAUUUAUUGUUA